AUGGGCUCCAAUAAGGAAGCAAAAAACAUUGAUAGUAAGAAUGAUAGGGGGUUAACCAGUAUAACCAGUAACAAAAUUUCCAACUUAAAAGCACAUGAUAACCAUACAAGUUCAAUGAUUACUGAACAUAAAAAUGCUGACAAAGAAAAGGGGAAACAAGAAAAAGAGAGUAGAAAUGGAACCACGCAAUCAAGUAGUUCAGUAGAAUCACACUCACCACAAGUAAGCCAUCAUUCAGAUAAGCUCUCGUCCUUUGAUUCGCCCUUACAUUUGCCAAACUUUAGACUGGCGGAUGACUUGUUCUCAAACUCGUCAAGACGAUCAUCUGACUCCGCUGCCUCAUCCUCAGUAUCCAAACUGAAGUCCGCUCAGCUUUCCAAAAUAGGUCUACAUCAUCAUCAUACAAGUAAUAAUAAACAUAGUCAUAGAAGCGGAACUCCGACUUCCGAAGUGAAAGCUAAUUACUCACCAGACCCUUCUGCACCGCGAUUCAUUGUAUCCAAUAUGGUCGGCAAUGGCCGGGGAGGUGGUGGUCUACACGGUGCAACUUCGAACGUUGUCAAGAAACUCCAUUCUAGAAAAAAAUGGGACUGGAACACUUUACCGGCAUCAGAUUCUUCUCUUCUAAUCAAAACCGUUUCAGGAAAUCAUAAUUUAAUCAACAUUUGCAUAGACGGUGAAUUCAAACAAAUAAUGUACGACCCGAAUCAUAAUGAGCUCUUUAAUAGAAUGGACUUGUUUCUAUCUUUUAACAUGGACUCCUCGCCAGAAGACUCUUUAAUAUUUGCCAAGAAAAGAUUACGGUCGUACAUUGAUUUCCUAACAAAAUAUUUGGAAUCUAGGAAAUAUGCAUUUGAAUGUUAUCCAUUUAACAUUGAAAACAUCAUAAAUAUAGAGACUGAGGUUAAAUGCUUUCCAUCGUUUGACCCGUUAAAAGAUUAUUCUGAAAUUGAAUCCUUGAUUCAAUUAUGGUUGGCUCAAUCUCAAAAAUUUUUACUGCAAUCAAAUUCAUUCUUCUUUUCAUCUGAAGUAGUGGAGGAACUAAUAAAAAGAAAACCAACCACAAGACAACAUUCUAAUCCAACAAUCAGCACCACCAGCAACAAGAUCAGUGACCCUACAUUAUAUAUUCAGCAGUUAGAUAUAGAAGCAAACUCUCCAAGGCCAGUAAUAUCGGAUCCAUUAGACGAAAUUGACAUCUUAUUAAUAAGACCGCUGCAUAAAACCCUGGGCGGUUGGCAGCUGGCGUAUGAUGAACCAAGCUUGAACAUCGCAGAUUUCGCAUUAGAUUUAUCUCCCUGGAUGAUUGACAGCAGUGACAAUGACGCUCAGAAUAAGAAUGCUAGUGAAAUUGCUCCUGAGUAUUUAACAAACUUACAAAAUUAUUUGCCACGAAAGGGUUCAAGAGCGAAAAUAGUUUCUGACGAACAAGAAGUUAUCGAAUUGAAUUCUUCCAAUGCUUCAGAGUAUAUGUAUGAUUGCAUGAAUAGAAAGUUCUUUACAGAUGAUGCAAAAGAACGUAUUUCUAGAAACAACUUCAAUCAGGGAGUUGAGGAAGACCCUCUAAACGACCAAUUCGCUUCAAGUAGAUCUUUAUCAUUGCCGUCCUCGGGAGCAGAUGCUGUCAAAAGGAAGAAGAGCCCUACCAAGGCUACUAAAAAAUCUGGUUUCGUCAACUUUUUCAAGAGAAAGCAUUCUCAACUUGCAUCAACUUCACAUACUACAAGCCCUUCAGUUUCACCUAGCAUAUCUUCUUCUUCUUCUCCAAAAAUUCAACCACAGUCACAUAUCUCUAGUCCCCCUCGGACAGAGAAAGCUCCCCAUGUCAAAUCAGCCAACCAAGCACAUCAAAAUGAAUGGUUGGAGAAUUUUUUUUGCCGGACUUUGAACAACUACAAAGAAAUCGAUUUACCGACCCAAUUUAUUUUGCCAAAGGAAGUGAAGAGGUCCUCUAAUGCACAACUUCAGCCUGAAGAUGAACCACCUUUGUCAUCACCAAUAUCCUCUAAUUCGGAUAACUCCUUUCCAAAUGAAGGACUUGACAGGGCAAAAAGCGCAGCUAUUUAUGGUAAAGAAUAUUUAAAAUUAAGACUGCCGUUUGCAUCAGACACUAUACCUGCUGUAAUAUGCCCGUGGGUCUGGACAAGUUUAAGUUAUUAUAAAUGGAAAGCUCUACUUAGGGAAAUAUACAGAUCAAUAAUUCCUGGCGGGUACGCGCUGGCAAUUGUUCCAGAUUUAAGGAUUUCAAACACAUACUAUACUGGAAUUCUUGGCAACGCCGAUGCCGAAAAAGCAAAUAAUUCAUCAGAAGAGUUUUUGACUACAAAAGAACGGGACAAGACAUUUGAUGCUAUGGCUAUUGAUGCGAUAAAUAAAGGCUUACAUAUCCAUCCUACAAAACACUUAACGAGGACAUUCAAGGAUGUAGGGUUUACAGGCAUCAAGUCCUCGGUCCUAAGUUUGAAAACUGGUGACUUCAAAACAGAUAUGGGCUUUUUGAAUGAAUUUAAUUCUUUAGAUAUGUGGGACUACAUGUUAAGGAGGCAACUACCAGAUAGUAGUUGUCCUCCAAAGGAUACCGACCCCACCACUCUUUUCAAAAGAUAUGUGGAAGAACACAUAGGAAAAAUCGAUGACAACGCUGGCUGCUUUAGAACUUUGUAUGUGGUGGCGCAAAAGCCAAAGCUGCCAUAUACCAAAUAA
This is a messenger RNA of Saccharomyces cerevisiae S288C, 2703 nucleotides long. RefSeq lists its product as uncharacterized. Bases 1 to 2703 code for a protein of 900 amino acids. The transcript has a single exon. The record is from RefSeq and is marked reviewed. NCBI's taxonomy places the organism in Eukaryota, Fungi, Ascomycota, Saccharomycetes, Saccharomycetales, Saccharomycetaceae.